AUGGCCGAGGAAAUCGAGAAUCUAAUCUUAGCGCAAGAGUACAAAAUUGGUGCUCUCAAACGCGUGCUCAUCAACUACAAGAAACUCCCGAAGGCGAGCGUGACGGUGCCGACGAUCCAGAGCCGCAUCUCCCAGCUGAAGGAGCUCUGGGCCGCCUGUAGCAACCAACAUGUCCUGCUGUUGCAGACCGCUACGUCCGGGGAGCUAAAGAGCCUGCCCUAUUUCGUGGACAACGUAAUCCUAGAAGCCGAGAACGUCUAUGCCAACACCAGCGACAUUCUACAAAACGCGCUAAUCACGACGAGUCUGUUUCGCGCGAGUCGAGUUCUCAGAUCUCGCGAUUGCCACGUAUCGUUGCCAAAAUUUACUGGUAAAAUCGCGGAAUGGGAGAGUUUUCGAAAUAUGUUCGAGUCUCUCGUGGCCUGUAACGCUUCGCUUUCUAAAGUGCAGAAAUUUCAUUACUUAAAAACAAGCGUUACCGGUGAAGCCGCGGUGUUGAUCCAUAACUUGAAAAUUUCGGAAGCUAAUUACGACUCUGCGUGGCAACUGCUGAUCGACGAAUACGACGACCAGCAAACCUUAGUUCAUACGCAUUUGCACGCGUUUGCUAGUCUACCUGUGAUGAAAACGGAGAAUGUGAACGACUUGCGAAAACUCCGCGAUACGGUCUCUUCGUCGUUAGCCGCGCUAAAGAAUCUCGAUCGUCCGGUAAAUGAGUGGGACGAUCUUCUCGUUUAUCUUAUUGCUCAGAAGUUUAGUCCUCGCACUCGCAGCGAAUGGAAUUUGAAACGCACGGAAUUCGCCAAGCUUCCGUCUUACAAAGAUAUUAAUGACUUUCUGACUCUACGCAUUCGCAGAUUAUCCGAUCAUUCCGAUUCGUCGAAAGAUACUCGUCGUUACAGAGACGAUAAACCGCGCUCGUCGGUUAAUAACGUCACUGCAAACAAAUGCGUUGGUUGCUCCGGAAAUCACUCGGUCUUGAAAUGUAAAGAGUUUCUUGAUAAAACGGUUGAGCAGCGCGGCGAUUUCGCGCGUCAAAGCAGGCUUUGCCUCAAUUGUCUGAGAUCCGGACAUUUCCUUCAGCAAUGCCCGAGCAAAUCUCGAUGUUCGCACUGUAGUCGUUCACAUCACUCGUUACUACAUUUCUCAAAUAAUGUAAAAGCCGAUGCUACGGCAACUUCUUCGAAGAUAAGAGCGGAAGCGCAACCGUUCACUCCGACAGCGUCCAACGCGCCAGUCGCUGCGAGCAGCAAUCAUGUCACGAACACACGGACCGGUCUCCCCGCGGACACGGUUCCUUCGAAUGUCCUUUUGGCAAUCGCAUGGGUUGACGUUCACACGACCGAAGGCCGAAGCUUUAAAGUUCGCGCCUUACUGGAUCAAGGAUCCACUUUCAGUUUUAUUUCGCAAUCGCUCUGUCAGACGUUGCGUACAAAGCGACAACGCUCAAAUUUGCAAGUUACGUGUUUCGGCGAGAAAUUUACAGGCGUCGCGAGAUCUCGCGUCGUACUGACAUUAAAGCCGUGUUCCAGUGCGGAACCGGGCUUCCCGCUGCACGCCUACGUGUUUCAAAAUAUUACUUCUCAUCGGAUUCACCUACUAAUCGGUGCUGACUUGUACGGUUCCUUGUUGAAAGAUGGCCUCCGGCAAGGCCCUAUUGGAACGCCUACCGCUCAAUUGACAGCGUUAGGCUGGAUUCUCUCCGGCCCCACGGGUCGCGGCCGGAUUGAAUCCGCGAAUAUUUGCGUCUGUCAUAACGUGUCUACGCACGACACGAAUUCGCUUCUCAGGCAAUUUUGGGAGGACGAGGAGGUCUCAAGCCCCCCUCCACUUACCGACGAGGAGGAGCGUUGCGAACAACACUUCCUCGCCACUCAUAGCCGUUCUCCAGAAGGACGGUACAUUGUUCGAUUGCCCUUCAGGCACGAACUACCUAUCGACAUAGGCGAUUCACUGCCUAUCGCCACAGUAUUCUACGAGAAAAUUGAAAGGAAGCUGCGUCGGCACGCCGAACUCUCCGCGCAGUAUAAUGACUUUUUGGCGGAAUAUCUCGCCUUGGGACAUAUGAGCGCGAUCGAAAGUUCCAGCGACACCGCUCUUACGCCCGUGUACAUUCCGCAUCAUUCGGUUUUUACGCGAAACGAGUAG
Messenger RNA from Trachymyrmex cornetzi, 2148 nucleotides. RefSeq lists its product as uncharacterized. Gene Ontology annotation, molecular function: nucleic acid binding; zinc ion binding. The coding region runs from base 1 to 2148 and encodes 715 amino acids. The transcript is spliced from 3 exons. NCBI's taxonomy places the organism in Eukaryota, Metazoa, Arthropoda, Insecta, Hymenoptera, Formicidae. The record is from RefSeq and is a predicted model, not a curated record.